CAGUCGCGUCAACGGUUUGCAGCGAGGAUGCUCUCAGUUAUCAGCAAGUAACAAUCAGGCCAGGGUCUGUGUAUUCUCCUCUGCUUUGGGAGCCCAAAUGGACAGCAGUGUGCAUGCAUCUUCUUCGGCUCGUUACGGAUGCUAGCUCCGAUGUGGGGAUGGACACUUGAUUUUUUUUGUGUGUGUGUUUUUUUUUUUUUACAAAAAAAAUGGAAUGACAAUUCGAGUUUAAAAAUGCUUUAUUGUUCAGAAUGUGAUUCACCUUUUUUUCGUGGUGGGGAAAAAGCUGCAAGGAGAAGCGCACUUCAUUUCGCCGUGUUAUUAACGCAGGGGCUGUUCUAAUAAAAAGCAGCGCCUGGGUGGUUUAAUUAUAAUCUACACAUAAUUAUUAACAGCGGAUUAGGAAAGAGCUCAAAUCAAGAAAAAAAAAUGCAGUCGCAGCCUUAAUUAAAUUAAGAAAAAAAGGACAACACUAGAUUUUGGACCUCAUCACCAACACUCGGAUGCCAUUUAUCUUGAGUCGCAACGCCAUAUUCUGUGUUAAUUACAAGAAUACAACUGCAAACAGUAACUUCAUUCUAACUUUUUACUUGAACUGAACUGAUAUGGUUAAGCACUGGUGAUUUAUUUGUAUGAUUUAUUUAUUUGGAAUUGUAUGCAAAGAAGAUUAUAUAUUUAAGUCCAGAAAGGUACAUUUGAUAUAAUUCAAAGUUGAAACUCGAAAUUUAAAAUAUAAAUAAACGACAGGAGGCAAAUUAAGAUGAUAUAAUUUUAAAUACAUCAGUUCGCUGGACUUUUUUUUUCAAACUGAGUUUGAACUAAGCAGACCCCACAAAUUUAAACAUUAAUCAGAAGAAAAACAGAAAUUUUCAGUGACCCUUUCCUACCAUCAGCUGGGGGGGUUUGAAGACGUGUGAUGAUAUAAAAGUCGACAAAAAAGAAAUGGUAUAUAUGUUUUUCUACCACUUAUAUGAAUGAGUACAUUAUAAAGGGAACACUUCCAGUUAUGCCGUUUUGAUACAGUGCGACUUUUGUAAAAGAGACGUUUCACAGUACACAGGAAAGCAUCUCUACUGCUGUUUCUAUUUGCUCUGGACCUGAGCUAUUUUUCCCCCAUAGAAAUGUAAUAAAUCAACGCUAGGUGCUGCUGCCAUUUGGGGAUCACGUGUCGGGUUCAUUGAUGCUCAGUGCUGGGUGCUCGAGAGAGAGGACCACCACGGAUGAGAUCAGAGACAAUUCUAAUGUUUAUGAAGGCUGUUAAUGGAGAAGAGGUCGAAUGACAGCCGGGACGGUGGUUAUCACAGGCGGAAUUUUAGCAACAGUCAUCCUACUGUGUAUCAUAGCAGUGCUGUGUUACUGUAGGCUACAGUAUUACUGCUGUAAGAAGAAGGAGGAGUCGGAGGAGGAUGAGGAGGAGCCAGACUUUGCCAUGCACUCCCAUCUCCCGCCUGUCCACUGCAACCAUAAUGUAGUGGCAGCCGCCAAUGGGCCAGCUAUCUUCACCCCUCCCCUGGCCAGGAAACUCACCCGCUCCCAGACUUACUGCCCCAGCUGCACGCACUCCGAGUUGCCCUUCUACCUGCAGCACCCUGAGGAACUGCGCAACGGCGGCGACCGCGUCAGCUACAGGACUGUCCAACAGGAGGACCUGGACUUGCCUAUGGACCUAGCCAGCUUCCGCAAGCUCAAUCUGACCCGUUCUGUCACAAUGAAGGAGGUCUUCACUCACAGCAGGAGCAUCAGCACCGAUGUGUAGCUGGGAAGACCAUGGACUCUGGAACAGGGGACUAUUUCCGCAUACAGACACACACCCACACUCACACACACAGAGACACACCUAUGUGCACACGCUAACCAGCUUUUGAAUUUUGUAUGACUAUUUUCCAGAGUUCCACCGAGUUCAAUUGAAACCUGUAACUGUCCAAGGAAAAGUUGGCUUCUUCCUUUUCUUGCAGGACAAGGAUUUUUCUCUGUGUCUCCGAGAGAAAGAGAAAUUCCUUCCAGGGCUCCCCCAGUCAUCCAUUUUGAAUCUUUCACCUCCUAAACACUUUUAUGGCCUCCUCUUGUCUUUUCCUUUGCUGCUAAAAUAGUCUCAGGAGAUAAAAGGAGAACAAGGGUUUGCUAAUAGAAAUCUGAUUCUCAGAUUGAAAUGUUUCAGCUAGUGUGAGCUUCACCUCCCCUCAAUAUGUCCACCUAAAACUGUCUUAUUUCAUAGAACACAGUUCACUAAUGAAAGCAGUUAUUCAUUUGUACAAAACAUUCAGUGGAAAUGGGAUAUUGAUGCCAUUUUGCUUUUUUGUGGAUCGAUAAUUGUGUCAAACAUGGUUGGAGGAUAAGGGGUUAAAUUCUCAUCUAAGUCCUCACCCUUUCUUCUAUCGGCACAUUCUUGAUCUUCCUUGUCACUCCUGCAUGUCUUUUCUUUCCCUUGCAUAUUCCUCAGCAUCAAAUAGGAGCAAAGAGCCUUCUUCUCUGGGCACUAAACAGUGAAUGAAGCCAAUGAAUGUAUUUGCUGUUAUCACUAUUGAGAGAAUCUUAUAAGGGAUGGCUGUGCUACACUCCAUCAAGCAUUACUAUUGUAUGGGUUUUUUUAAGACUUGGGGUAGUGCAUUUAAUGUUUUAUUUCUUUUUAUAAGGAAAAAAACAAAAGGGCAGAUUUUAAUCGUGUGCAUUGUUUUAUAUGGAUUAUGGAACUAGUGAACUUGUAUAUCAAUUUUUGGCUUCUCUGUGAAAAGGACUGGAGUGGUUCCGAUUUGAAGGCAAUGUCAUCAACAUACGAGACGAUGUCAUUGUGUACAGCCACCGUUUUCUACUUAGUGUUUGAAUAGCAGUUGCUAUUACACAGCAAAGAGGCUAGUACUGGAGCUGAUUCAUUAUUUUCUGUUUUCUUUCAAAUGCAACUGUUGCAUUUGCUUUAGCAGACCACACAGUAAUAUUAUAAUGCAGGUUCCUUUUAAUGUCAGUAAAUCAUAGGGAGAAAGUAUAUACAUUUGGCUUUUCUUUCUUUUUAUUUCUUCGGUUUUCUUGGGUGUUUCUUUGUAUUGAUGUUCGUGUUCUUGGACAGUUCAAAGCCUUUUCUUUUAUGUAUCUCGCCAUUUCAUGCUAUCAGUAAAUGCAGAAAUGUUACUGAAAUGGUUGGAAUUUAGAAGAGUAAAUGAACACAAUGUUGAUAAUAAAAUGCAGUGAAAAUCAAAUGUGGAUCAAAGGGUAGAUGUUCUUUUACAGAAUGUUUCAUUCCAGCAGCAUGUUGUGUGCAUUUCCAGAACCCUGCUGGCUGGUCUUCAUAAUGUAAGUGAUGUUCUGAGCUUUGAAAAACAUGGGAAUCUGAUGGGAUGCAAUGCUCCUGGGCUACACAGAAUGUUACAGUGUGUACCACAGUGUGGUAAGUGACCAGGAAUAAUCCCAGGGUUUAAAGGAAGUUGAAGGAACUUAAUUUAUUUACCCUAGAACAAAAAUAAUAAGGGGGGACAUGAUUGAAAGGAGUUGACAAAGUUAACCCUAACCAAUACUUUUAAUCACAACACAGAAACCAGGACCAAAAGACACAGUUGGAAAUUAAAUGGAGACCGACAGAGGGUAGGAGGCUAUGGAAUAGGUUACAUAACCAUGUUGUUGAUGCUGAAUCAUUGAGAUCCUAAGACUUGACUUGACAAAAGUUGGAGAUCAAUCAACUACAAGGAGCCAGACGAGCAUUGAUGGACCAAAUGGCUUCCACUCAUCAAUACAUUUUCUGAUGGUCUUAUGUCCUCCUGAUCUGCAAGCGGUCGACUAGGGUCCCACAGGGUCUCAUAAAUGUUGGUCUUAACCAGUUACAAAUGUAUAGCCCCUAACCAUAGCCGAAUCCUAUAUAGGUGUAAUUUGAAUUAUCUAAGAUAAGUUUCUCCCCUCACUUAGGGGGAAAAUGCAAUAUAAAAACAGCACAUGCAUUAUUUCCCUAGACUAUUGAGACAUAGGCAGUUUAGAAACACCAAAUUCUGUCCUCAUUGUAAUGGGAAUGUGACGUAGCAUAGACAUACCACGUGCAUUCCUCAUGCUAUAGGAAGUGUGCGGCCAAACCAUGCUACACUUACUUGCUCUAAAAAGAUGUGCAAAUUGAAGCUAUUUUUGGUUUGCAUGGAAACCUUUCCAAAAGCCGUACCUUAUGCUAACAAGACUUCAGUGAAGAUCCCGUUUGUGACAUAACCUUGAGCAACUUUCAGCUAAAGUAGCCCUGACAAGCUCUUUGACCAAAUGUGAAAAAUAAGCAUACAGUACGAGGAGUUUAGUGACCUCUUCAUUCAGUAUUUCUUUUUUAUGUGACAAUGUUUAUAUUUACGCAGUAAAAUCAUGGAAUUGAGGUCCCUACAUUAUCGUCAUAGCGUAUUGCCAUUUGACUCAUAAAAUGAUAGUGCUUUAUAGUUUAGUUGUUUUAUAAGCAAGGUUAUAAAAAAAUACUGAAAUGCAGCCCUUCCCAAUAAAUAAAUAACAAAGCCCUAUGCAAAGCACCGAAAGAUUUUGUUUCAUUGUAAUCUUCGUGUUUGGUCAUUGGAUAGGUAAUUGCUUUAAAGGGUACAUCAGCACUACAUGAAAUGUAAAACAUAAACUAUCCCACCUUGCUGUUCCGAAUGUAUUUGGUAAUUGUAUAAUAAUCCGUAUGCGCCCAAACAUCUGCAUAAUGCCACACUGCUAUGUCCAAAAUCACUGUUCUCGAGCAUCUCUUCUGAGCCAAAAAACAUGACUUCCACAUGUACCCUCACAUGUGCUCUGAAACGUACUGGCGGGUGCCCAAUGAAGCGUUGUAUUACCUCCGUGUGAAAACACACUAGUCUGUGUGACAAACAUGGUCUGUCUAAUUUUCCAUAAGGAACUUGUACCUGUUUUUGUUUUUCACACUGUACAUGUUUCCUUCACAUGUUGUAUUUUGAUGUAUUAUUAUGAUUAAUGUUGCAUUCAAUUUAAAAAAUGUCUGUCUGUGCUGUGUAAGUGGUUGCGGGGAAAAGAAAACCCAAGACAGAGUCGUUCUCAUUUCCAGCUAAUGAAGGGACCUGCCCACAAUUAUAGCAGCACUGUGUUAUUUCAAUAUACUUCCCCAAAGUCUUAGAUUAUUAUUAUUUAUUUCUUAGCAGACACCCUUAUCCAGGGCGACUUACAAUUGUUACAAGAUAUCACAUUAUUUUUACAUACAAUUACCCAUUUAUACAGUUGGGUUUUUACUGGAGCAAUCUAGGUAAAGCACCUUGCUCAGGGGUACAGCAGCAGUGUCCCCCACCUGGGAUUGAACCCACGACCCUCUGGUCAAGAGUCCAGAGCCCUAACCACUCCUCCACACUGCUGCCCUUAGCUAUAGCUCCAGCUGAUUCGGAGUGUUUGCAGAAUGGAUAUGUAUCACAUAAACUAGCUAAUGAGAUUUGGAAAUGAUGUAUUUACUUGCAGAAUGAGAUCUUUGAGGAUGAUCCGAUAAAUAUUGCAUUUUUUUCAUCCUUCGUAUUUGGUUUUCAUUUGCAUUUCCUGACACAACACAUGCACAAUCAUCUACACACCAUUGAGUGGGAAAGUCAAAUUCACCCACAAAUUCCAUCUCCCUAUCAGUUUUUGAACAAUCUGAUGUUGGAAAUAUUGUCUGGCAUUAUUUCGGACAUUCCCUGUGUAUAGUCACACUGUGUUGCUGAAGAAAAUUCGAAUUUAAACUGUUAAUGACAUAACUUCGAUAUGGCAGUGGAACGGUAUGUCUUUCUAUCUUAAUUGUAAAUAUUUGACAGAAAAUGGUGAUGCUUUAGUUGGUAAACUUACAUGGAACGCAUUGCUGGAAAUGUCGAGUGUGAUUUUUGACGCGUCUCCCGAUGGCUUGCACCACCCAGUUCUGUCAAUUUUCUUUUUUUUUAUGAUUUCAAGGUGAAUAAACCUGGCUUGUUUUUUGCUGAUGUCAUGUUCAUACCUUCUGUAGAUACUAUUUCCGUCAGCACAGCGAUUGCCCAAACGUUCACAAAGUACCAGCUAACUUGGGAAAAUGUGGCUUCGACUUGCACAGAUUCUGCUUUAUCAUACAUGCCAGGGACAUUAUUAAUCAGAAACCAGAACUGCUACUCAUCAUAUUCCACAUGUAAAGUGUAGAUACUGAGAUUUUUUCCCCCGAUUUUUACCGAUGUUUCAAUUAAAAACUAUUUUUUACUGAUUUUAGACCAUUGUAUGGGUGCAAUCUGCCUCUUGCAUCUUUAUGCAAAAGGACAUGCUGAUGGGGACAAACGGCUAAAAAAAGCUAUUUACUACAUAUCGUCAUUAACGCAAUUUUUGUCCGAAAGGAAAAAACACCAUGUACAGUUCUAAAAUGAACAGGACACAACUUGAGACUACUCCUAUGCCUUUACCUUAAAUAUCUGAGGGUUUUUUUUUUAGGUUUGGUAUUGAGUGCAUUUUGACUUUAUUAAAAUUGAGUUAAUGACGACUUGGAGUUAAUAGUUUUGAGACUCUAGCCCAAAGUCUUCCUGGGACUCGAGUUUCUAUUGUUGUCCUGCCUGAGCUAACCUGGAGGAGUGAUGAGCUCUAAAGCACACCAGAAACAAGAGAUCCUUGGUCUUGAUAGGACUAUUCUCAAUUGGAAGUUAUGUUGGACAGUAAAUACAUUUUUUCCCUUAAUAAUUUCUAUAGAUUCUCAAAGCUUUUUACUCCAAAUCAUUGUUGUCACAAGGUAAACAGCAAUUCAAAUUCUAAAAUAAAUAACAAUACAAUUUCUGGUUUUGUAACUUUGUUGGAUGUAUGAGAAAAAAGAUGCUAAUGUCGAUGGGCUGGUGUCUAUGGAUAAUGUGGUUUGAGAUUCAUAAACUUUUUAA
Messenger RNA from Acipenser ruthenus (sterlet), 6803 nucleotides. RefSeq names its product protein FAM163B. Bases 1277 to 1756 code for a protein of 159 amino acids. The transcript has 3 exons. The record is from RefSeq and is a predicted model, not a curated record. NCBI's taxonomy places the organism in Eukaryota, Metazoa, Chordata, Actinopteri, Acipenseriformes, Acipenseridae.